This is a messenger RNA of Plasmopara halstedii, 381 nucleotides long. Its product is annotated as FOG: Transposon-encoded proteins with TYA, reverse transcriptase, integrase domains in various combinations. Lineage: Eukaryota; Oomycota; Peronosporomycetes; Peronosporales; Peronosporaceae. The transcript has a single exon. The record is from RefSeq and is a predicted model, not a curated record. Bases 1 to 381 code for a protein of 126 amino acids. Gene Ontology annotation, molecular function: nucleic acid binding.
AUGGGUGUUCGACUUAGUAUGACAACAGCACAUGAAGCUCAAGCUGAUAGACAAACUGAACGACAAAAGCUAGUCGUCGAAGAUGCACUUAGACGUAUGGUGUCCUAUCAAUGUACAGAUUGGACAGAUUACUUAGGCACCAUAGAAUAUGCUCAUUCGACACUUUUCAGCGCAUCCACGGAGUAUUCUUCCUUUGAGAUUGAUACCGGGAGAAAGAAACGCUCUCCAUGGCAAAAAGAGUUAAGAACAAACGAUGCUAAAGUGAAAAUUGAUGUACAGACUAAAGAGUUUGUGGAAAAAAGUCAAAAAAUAAUUGAGCAAGCACGAAAGAGCCCACUCAAAGCUCAAGCCACUCGAAAGCAAUCAGAAGAGAAGAGUUGA